Molecule: messenger RNA, 3707 nt
Organism: Cydia fagiglandana
Lineage: Eukaryota; Metazoa; Arthropoda; Insecta; Lepidoptera; Tortricidae
Gene: RNaseX25
Product: ribonuclease Oy
Exons: 3
Coding region: 126-938 (270 amino acids)
Biological process (GO): RNA catabolic process
Cellular component (GO): extracellular region
Molecular function (GO): RNA binding; ribonuclease T2 activity
Source: RefSeq, a predicted model, not a curated record
CGUAAUCGUAAAAUUCGUAAAUAGUUUUGAACGUCUAGCUAGCGGACGUAACGUAGACAAAUAAAAUAUAGAAAAUUAUUGUAAAUGUUUAUUUAUUCCAUCGUCGUAAUCAAAUAGCUAUCGAAAUGUUUUCCAGUGGAUGUGUGUUAACAAUAUUGGUGCUUUAUUCAUGCUUUGAUUUUGCACAUCUAAGAAAAUCGGGCUUGGAGAACAACACAGAUCAUCAUUGGGACGUGCUAAUUUUCACUCAACGGUGGCCAACAACUGCGUGUGACGAAUGGAAAGAAAAGAGUCCUUCACAUAAAUGUACAUUGCCAAGCGUUCCGAAUUCAUUUUCUAUCCAUGGGGUUUGGCCGACAAAAUACAAUACUUUGGGACCCUUUUUCUGCAAUCGCUCUGCACAUUUCGAUCCUGAGGCAGUUAAACCCAUUGAAACUGAACUAACAGAUGUGUGGACCAAUAUUGAAUAUGGCACAUCUACAUACUCCCUAUGGGCUCAUGAAUGGACCAAGCAUGGUACCUGUGCUGCCGAGGUCCUCGAGAACUUCAAUACGGAACUUAAAUACUUCACCAGGGGCCUGGAAUUCUACAAAACCUACAAUUUAACGAACAUACUCAGUGAGGCAGACAUUGUACCAUCGGUGAACAAGGGUUAUGAUGUAGUUGAUAUAGUUAAUGCAAUUAGGGUUCACCUUGGUGUGAAUCCAGUAGUUGAAUGUAGAAAAGAGAAAGGUAUAAGCAGCUUAUUUGAAAUACGUAUUUGUUUCAAUAAGGAAUUGAAGAUUGUUGACUGUGAUGGUGUGGUACAUGGAACGAGUGACAAUGUACUCACAAACUGCGACCGAACCCAGAAAGUCUUAUUUUUGCCAUACAGUACCACCUCUGGUCUUGUACAGUGGUAUAAACUGAUAACUUGGUUGCAAUGGUUCACUCUAUAAUUUGGUUUUUAAUUUGGAGAUGUUCAGUUUGCACAGUAAACAGUAGUUUGGAGUUUGCCUCACACAGCUAAAUUGUGGAAUGAACUGUCACUUGCAGUAUUUAUGGACCAAUACAACCUUCAAGAAAAGAGCAUACUCCCAUCUUAAAGGUUGAAAAUGCACUUACAACCUCUGGUGUUGCGGGUGUCCAUGGGCAAAGGUAAUCACUUACCAUCAGGCAAUGUCUGCUUGGUUGCCUCAUAUAUCAUAAAAAAGUUGUAGAUUCAGGGACUCUGAAACUGGAAGGCUGUGCAGUGCCAGGCACCUGGCAUGGGAGUCAAGCAGGGCUUACAGUUCCUUCCUCAUAGUUUUGUGUGCGAACUGUACAUUUGUUUCAUUAUAAAUACAAAUAUUUAUCACUUUCUAAAUCCAAGGCAUCAUAUAAACUGAAUCAUUAUAUUUUUUCAUGCAAAGUAUGAUAAUAUGUGACGUUCCAGUCGUUCCACGUAAAAAAGUACCUUAUGGCGGCCAGCGCUUACAUCGCAUAGCACCGCAAUAAUAUUGGAGCGGCGUUUAUAAUAGGCAUAAUAGCGUAAGCGUUAACCGCCAUAAGGUAUCUUUACCCGUGGGACGUCACAUAUUUCAGUUUAUGUUAAGUUUGAUGUUAAUUAAAUGUCAAAAGAUUAAAUGUCGGAAGGUUAACAACAAUAUGAUAAAUGCUGUUAUUUAUUUAUUAUUUAUGUAAAUUUGAUGUAAGUAGGUAACAUCAAUUUGUUGUUUUUUGACAAACAUCUUGAACUAUAAUUAAUAGCAUAGAGCUAUUUUUAGCUACAAAGAUAGAUAAUUGCACCUAUAAUUGCCAACUAACACAUCUUAACUAGGUAUGUAAUCAAUUCAAACAAAAUGUUUUCAGUCAUUGUAAAUUAGACGACAUAUUUAAUUUAUUGCUGCACAAGGCACAUUUUUGCAGAAAAAUUUACAUAUAAUUAAUAGCAAACAUUUUAUGUUCUUACUGAAGCUGAUAAACUGACUAUUCUUUAGUUUUUUUAUAUGAAUUGCUACAUUAUAAGUAUUUUAACUAAGUAGUAUGUAAGAAUACUAGUCUGUUAAUAGAUUGUAUGGUUUUUCUGCUUCUUGCCUCUCUUACCUGCAGGUAACAUACUCCGGUGUUUAUCAAUUUAAACAACUUUCUGUAACAGAUAUAUGCAAUAUCUACAUACGUAUUCAUAUUAAACCUUGUAUUAAACAUAAAGUGUAUUCGGAUAAAUUCGAAUACUUCAGAUUGUGAGGUUAUUCCGAAAAUAGGCUCUAAUGUGAUGAAAUUAUGGGUGAUUUUAGGAAUUACCCGAUAUUUUGAAGUAUUCGGCUUUACCCAAAUACACCUUAAUACAUUCACGUUAACUUUUGCUUUUAAAAUUAUGUAUUUGUUUUAUCUGGGUCUCUCCAAAUGGGCCAAUACGUAUAUUUUUUAAUUUUCUUCAGUUGUAAAAUCAAUUAACAUAAAUUAUUUAUUUCUAGUCUAAAAAGUUUGCAUUUUUAGAACACACGACACUAGAGCUCCUAGUGAGUAUUAUAUUAUUUGCUAGAGCGGUUCUUAACUUUUUCAAUAUUGUAACUGAUUUUACCCUAAAUUCCACACCACUUUAUCAACCCCCGCGGGGGUAAUUACACGCACAGCAGCAGAUUUUUGGUUAUCAAGGUCAAAUCACUUUGCUAGUCUCAUUGAAAUGAACACUGAAAUUAUUGUAAUAAUUCAAUGACUCUUGUCUAUUUUUAUUAAUAAAUAUGAUGUAAUAAUGAAUUUUAAAAUGUGUUGUUUUAUUUAUGAGCAGCGGCUAGUAAAUAUAGAACCUACAUUCAAUUGCAUAAAUAUCUAUUUAACGAUUUCUUCCACUUCCUUCAAUUGUUUAGGAUGUUAGGCGCGAAAAAUUGUAACAUAUGUAAGUCGAUAUCAGAUCUAUUGGAGUGGCUAAGGCGCUCUCAAAUAUCUGAACUCGACUCUAUCGUCAGGGUGUUAGAGUGCUUCUUCAGAUAUUGUGAACACCUUGGCCGCUCCGAUGUAUCUAAUGGCGACUUUACCUACCUUCACGCGCUGCAAUUGUUGAGCCAUUUAGAGUCCCAGCUAAAUUGGCUGUUCAAUACUUAAUAAUGUCCAAUUUAGCUAGAACCUUAUAGUUCGUUUUUUUAGCAUUAGAAAUAAGGUAAACAAUCUUGAUGUGUCUUUUAAUUGAAAAACACAUUUUAAAAAUAAGUUACGGCAAAUGUGUAACAAUUAUGAAUCUAAUACGAUCAUUUAUACUCUUCUGCUUUCAUAGUUAUUAACAGUUUUUGAUUGUUAAAAAGCGUUUUCAAUUAAAAAUACAUGUCAAGAUCGCUUACCUUCUUGCAAGUUCUUUCUAAUGCUAAAAAAAAACGAACUAUAAUGGCAUAAGAAUCACGGAGCGUGACUGUACCUACGAGUAUACGUAUCCCCGAAGCUCUGUUAUCGCAAUCCUGCAGUCAUAAAAGGCACGAGGACCUAACAUUCCUAAGUUAUAGCCUACAUACAUAAAUACUCAAGUUUAUGUGUUUAGCAGACAAUAUUUAUUAUUAACAAACCAUUCAACUGCAAACAAUCUGUUAUUUUAAUGCUUAAGGUUAACACAACUUUGUUGUCGGCAUUUAAAUUAUUUUGUUACAAUAAAAUACAUUGAUUAAGAUGAGAAACAAGACACUUUAUUUACUAGUAAUAGUAAACCACCAUUAUCUUAGUUCAUACAAUCCCGAAUCAAUACAAAUGCUUUUAUAAAU